AUGUGCUGUCGUCAAUUGCGCUCUCCGGCUUCACCCUCUACGGUGUGGAGUCCUCCCGGUCAUUAUGAACGAUCAACGUCUCUCAGCAAUCUUACCCUCAGCCUUUAUAACAUGUUCAAACAGCGGGGCGUUCCAUCUGACCUUGAUGAGGCCAUCGAGCUCCACCGGGCUGCACUACUCAUCUGUCCCCCCGAUCAUCCUGAUCGACCAACUCCUCUCAACAAUCUUGCCAUCAGUCUCCGAUGUAGAUUCGAGCAGCGAGGUGUCCCGUCUGACCUUGAUGAGGCCAUCGAGCUUCAACUAAAGAGUCUAAAGUUCAGAUAA
This is a messenger RNA of Suillus clintonianus, 324 nucleotides long. RefSeq lists its product as uncharacterized. The record is from RefSeq and is a predicted model, not a curated record. The transcript is spliced from 3 exons. Gene Ontology annotation, molecular function: protein binding. The coding region runs from base 1 to 324 and encodes 107 amino acids. Lineage: Eukaryota; Fungi; Basidiomycota; Agaricomycetes; Boletales; Suillaceae.